Messenger RNA from Oxyura jamaicensis (ruddy duck), 1427 nucleotides. RefSeq names its product proteasome activator subunit 3 interacting protein 1 (gene PSME3IP1). NCBI's taxonomy places the organism in Eukaryota, Metazoa, Chordata, Aves, Anseriformes, Anatidae. Bases 110 to 877 code for a protein of 255 amino acids. The record is from RefSeq and is a predicted model, not a curated record. The transcript has 7 exons. Gene Ontology annotation, cellular component: nucleus.
UAAUGCAGCUCCAGAUUUCUAAUCCCAGCCCCAUUUUAGCCCGAGGGAAUUCCGUCCCUCCCCCACCUGCUGAGCACCGUAGACCUGGCACAGGACAGGCUGUUCCACAAUGGAUGGGGGAGAUGGUACUGCCGACCUCGUGAUUAACAAGAGGUUUGUGUCUGAAGCGGAGCUAGAGGAGCGACGAAAGAGAAGGCAAGAGGAAUGGGAAAAGGUCCGAAAACCUGAAGAUCCGGAAGAAUGCCCAGAGGAGGCAUAUGACCCACGUUCAUUGUAUGAAAGACUUCAGGAACAGAGAGAAAAGAAGCAGCAGGAGUUUGAGGAGCAGUUUAAAUUCAAAAAUAUGGUAAGAGGCUUAGAUGAAGAUGAGACAAAUUUCCUUGAUGAGGUUUCUCGGCAGCAAGAGCUAAUAGAAAAGCAGCGAAGAGAAGAAGAGAUGAAAGAACUAAAUGAAUACAGAAGCACUCUCACCAAAGUGGGAGUCAGUAUGGACCCAAAGAAGGAAGCUGAGAAGAAAUUGCCCAUGAAGUCAGUGGAAAACAAGAACAAAUUCUCUCAGGCAAAGCUGUUGGCAGGAGCUGUGAAACACAGAAGUUCAGAUGGUGGGAAUAGUGUGAAGAGGUUGAAAUUAGAUACUGAUCAUGAAGAAAAGAACCAAGAAAAACCGUCCUGUGUUCCCCUGGGGAGCAGCUCAGUGGGAGGCUCCACGGUCCACUGUCCCUCAGCAGCAGUCUGCAUUGGGAUCCUGCCUGGCCUGGGCGCAUACUCGGGCAGCAGCGAUUCGGAGUCCAGCUCGGAUAGCGAAGGCACUAUUAAUUCCACUGGAAAGAUCGUCUCUUCUGUCUUUCGUAGCAACAGUUUCUUUGAUGGCCCAUAACAAAAUCCCUCCGUGUGUUAUGUAGUGCAGAGUAUCUUCCAAAGCCCUGAUGGAUGCUUGAUGCAUCCUUCUGCCCCAGAUAUAAUAUUUCUAGCUAACCUCUCAACUUUAAUACAUUCAGAUACUUCUGAAAUAACUCAUUGAAUUUAUUUUUUGUUAUAUAUUUUUUUUUCUUCCCCAACUUUCCAUUUCUGGGGUUAAUACUGAGCCUGAGGUAGAAAGGCUGCCACCCUAAACCAGAAGGCACACCUAGUAAUGCAAUUAAGGUCUGGGAGUAGGGAGGAGAGCGCCUUAUCUUUUAAAAUUCUUAUGGAAGGAAAUAAUUCUGAUGGUCUAAGAAGUUUAUACAAGACUAACAGGCAAAAAAAAUACUCACUUGAAGCACCGAAGUCUUGUAGAAACAGCCAUGUGUUCUGUUCUUAAAAUGUCAUUUUUAUUCUGUAUUUGAGAAAUGGGGGCAGAACAAAAAUCAAGCAGAUGGUGAAGUGUAGAUUGCCAUGACACUGUAAAGAAGUUUUCGUGUUACAUGAUUAAAGACAUUCUGAAUGCA